UUAUUGUGAUAAACACACAUUUUUUUCUCAAUACUACUCUCUCUGGUGAACUAAACAAAAGACGUUCGAUAAGUAAUGGUUAAGCUAAGACACUGUUCUCCUAUAUUGAUGUGUUGAUUAACACGCAAGUAAUUAAUUAAAUUGUUUCCCCAGGACACUUAAUCUUGAACUAUUUCUUCGAAUUGUUAUUUAUCAAAGAUGUUAAGCAUAAAUGUGUUGAAGCGGUGUCUCAGUACUGCAUCUGUUCUACAUACCCAAACCGAUGCCUGCAAGAUCGGUAUGAGAGAAAUUGUGGGUUUUGGCAUAAAUGGACAAUCAAUAUACAGUGAUAAUCCGAUGUUUCCAUACCCUGCAAUUCGCUUUAGAGAAAUUUCGCCAAUAUACAAGGCUUUAAAAGAAAAAGAGAAAGGCGAUUGGCGUUCUUUAUCUAUAGAGGAGAAAAAGACAUUAUACCGAGUGAGUUUUUGUCAAACAUUUGCUGAAAUGAACGCUCCUACUGGGAGAUGGAAACCUGUUAUUGGUACAGCUUUAAUAUUGUUAUCGACUGGUUUACUUCUAUGUACAUUGAUAAGAAUGAUUUAUGAGAAUUUAAAAAAGGCAAAUAUGCAAAUUGGAAUUUUAGGUAAACCAAAAAAAGAUUAUCCGCCUCUUUUAACUUGUUAUGAAAUUAGCCGAAAUGAAGACAAGAAUGUAAUGGCAAGAAAAAAAGAAACAGAAAAGAAUAAAAUGAAAAAAAAUCAAAAUGAUCCUUCUGUUGUGGGAGAGACUACAUCAAAUAAUGGAAGUAAAAACCAAAGUACUGAAGAAUGUGAUAAAAGUGUACUUUCUGAUACUAAAAGAAGUAUUGAGAGUAAAGUAAAUAAUAAGAUAUCAUUAAUAGAGGAAAGUGAAGCUCAAAGAAAAAGUUCUAUGGAUAUGGAUGAAAUGGACGAAACUGAUGAAAGUAUAGAUGAAACUAAAAAUAAAACUAAAGAUCUUGUUGCUAUUGAACUUUUCACUUUAUUAUUAGCAAUGAAAACUGAAAGAAGGAGGCAAAAGAAACAGAGAAGAUUUGUUAAAAAAAUGAAACGGCGUUUCGAAGCAGAAAAUAUUGUAGGAGGUGAUGGAACAUUUCUAGUAUUAAAACAGUAUCCCCAUCAGCCUUACUGUCUCAGCUACAAAUUACUAACCAAAACCAAAACAUUUAAUAGAGAUGAAGCGGUUACACUAUGGAUGAAAUACUUACCUUUAACUAAACGUUUUUUUUAUCGAAUAGAUCCAUAUUCAUCUAUAGUAGAUGAUUAUUUUGAUGUCCAAUAAAACAAUUUUUAUAAAUAUAAUUUAUUU
This is a messenger RNA of Nezara viridula (southern green stink bug), 1326 nucleotides long. The record is from the annotation of a GenBank genome assembly. NCBI's taxonomy places the organism in Eukaryota, Metazoa, Arthropoda, Insecta, Hemiptera, Pentatomidae.